AUGACUUAUAUUCAUUCUGAUUUCUAUUAUAAUUCAGGAACACUUCUCAAAGGUGUCAAUAUGCCUGAUCCAGAUCUCAUUAUUUCGAGAAAUUGCAUUGAAAUCUAUGGAAAUAAUGAAAAUGACUAUUGCUUUUUAUAUUCAAGAAAAACAUUAGUAUCAUUCAGUUUUGAAUCUAAUCCACAACUUACUACUAUUGGGAAAUAUGCUUUUUAUAAUUGUGCAAAGUUACAAAGAAUUGAUUUGUCAUCUUGUACAAAACUUACAAUUAUUCGUGAAAGAGCGUUUUCGUUUUGUACUUCUGCUAAAGAACUUUACCUUCCAGAAGGACUGAAAAACAUUGAAUCGUAUAGUUUUUCAGAAACAAAAAUAAGAUCAUUAAUAAUACCAAAUUCGGUCGUUGAAAUGAAAGAUCAUGCAUUCACAAAAGCUGAAUCACUAACAUCAAUUAAUUUCAAAGAUGGAUCGAAACUUCUCUCUCUUGAUUCUUGUGUAUUUUCAUAUACAAAAUUAGUCGAAUUUGAAGUUCCUGAGUCUGUACAAUCGAUUAGUGGGAUAUUUCUUUAUAAAGUAUUCUCAUUAACUAUAAUUCGUGUUCAUCCAAAAAAUAAAUAUUAUAUAAGUGAUGACUGUGCAGUUUACACAAAAAAUUAUUCAAAAAUUUUAUCUUUCGCUCCGAACUCCACACAAACAUAUGUUAUUAAUUCGAAUGUGACUGAUAUUAAUAACGGAGCAUUCAUAUGUGCAAAAUGCACUUCCAUUAUAAUACCUCCAACUGUUACAUAUAUUGGAGAACUUGCAUUUUAUGAGACAAGAUAUCUUAAACAAAUUGAAUUGCCUCCAAACAUAACUAUAAUAGAAAGUUAUACUUUCUAUUUCUCAGCAAUUACAUCAAUUGACAUACCAGAUAAUGUUACAAAAAUUAAUUCAUAUGCAUUUUUCGCCUGCUCAUCUUUGAAUAAAAUUAUUCUUCCAGGGAAUCUGACAUCAAUUGGCGGAGGAGCUUUUCCUUUAAAUUCAAUAAAUAUUAAUAUUACAUUCAAGGGUAAUUCAACAAUGAAGAUUGAUAAACAGAUGUUAUUGAUGUCUAAAGACAAUUCAACAAUCUCAUCAUUACUUGAUUUAUCAGCAACUUCAAUUAUUCUUCCAUGUCAAACAAAAAUCAUAAAAGAAUCUGCUUUUCAAUUAAGCAAUCUCCAGACGAUUUCAUGUGAUGGGGUAUCAGAAUUAGAAACUAUUGGAUUUAGUGCAUUUAAAGAUUGUAAAAGUUUGACAUCAAUUCCAUAUUUUCCAAAACUAAAGGUAAUUCAGAUGUCCGCAUUUGCAAAUACAAAACUUUCAUCAGAGUUUAGAUUUCCAUCAACUUUCUCUUCUCUCCAUCCAGAAGCAUUUAAGCAAGUAACAACUUUACCUAGCAUCUCUUUUUCAUCAACUACUGUUACUUUGACAAUUCAGGAUUCAGCAUUCGCUGGAUGCACUUCUUUGAGUUAUGUUUCAUUUGAUGAAUGCACAUGUGAUAUAUACCUCGGAAUAAAUGUAUUUUCUGGUUGUAGUUCUCUUUCUAUGUUCAAUGUAAAAAAGAACUUCAAAAACAUUGAUUCUGGAUGUUUUAUGAAUAGUGGUAUUAGUACUAUAACAUUUGAAGAUAAUACAACUUCAUUCUAUAAUCUUCCUUCUAUGUUUUUGAAAGGAUGUUCCAAUAUGAAAGAAAUUAAUAUUCCUAAAAACAUUAUCUCCAUUGGUAGUGAAUGCUUCAGCGGAACAUCAAUUUCUCAUGUUUUCAUUCCUUUUAGUGUUGAAUCAUUGUAUUCACGGUGCUUCAGCGGGUGCACUAAUCUUGAGAGAGUUGAUAUACCAUCCACAUGUAGCCUUUAUAAAAUCUUCCCAGAGAUAUUCGAAAGUUGCACAUCCCUUUCAUACAUCAGUAACUUUUCCAGCAAUCUUCUUGUUUGCCACAAAAGUACAAUAUAUGACAAAAACUUCAGCCAUGUAUAUCUACAUGCUCCUGCAUGCAAAGAUAACUACAUCAGCUUUGAUCAAAGACUUGAAGGCGUUGCUGACAGCGCUUUUAAAAACAGCGUUUUCAUUGAAUUUGUUGUCUUCGUCGACAACAGUGUUAUAAGUAUUGGUCGUCAUGCAUUUGAAUCUUGCAUACGCCUGAAACAAAUAAGUAUUCCCUCCAGUGUUUCAUCAAUUGGAGAAAAAGCAUUCUUCAAUUGUGUAAGCCUCAAAUGUGGUGUUCUUUUCCAGAACAAAACACAGAUAUUUGUUAAUCUUCUAAUUUCCAGAGGUAUUUCCAAGUCAGCAUUACGCCCAUGUGAGCUUAUUAGCUGCGGAAUACAACAAUUAUAUUAUAUUCCUGUUGUCGCUGCAUUAUUCACUCUUAUUCUUCCAAUGCAAAUCUAA
Trichomonas vaginalis G3 is the source of this 2406-nucleotide messenger RNA. Its product is annotated as regulation of response to stimulus. Bases 1 to 2406 code for a protein of 801 amino acids. NCBI's taxonomy places the organism in Eukaryota, Parabasalia, Trichomonadida, Trichomonadidae. The record is from RefSeq and is a predicted model, not a curated record. The transcript has a single exon.